UGUCAUGACCGAACAGAAGGGCUCUCCUUUUCUUUUCACUUUUUCCUUAAAGUGCCUUCCGCCUCUCUCACAGUCUCACUCUCUGCUCUAUUUAAUCCCAAUCGCAACGCUAUCCUUACGCUACGACGCCUCAAUCGUCGUUUCAAGGUUUCCUCGUCUCGUUCAGUGCUAGUCGAACUCGCUGCUCUCCGGCGUCGUUUUGCUUAUUCGCUUUUCCAGGCGACUAUACCACUUCUCCGUGGAUUUCCCUUCCUCAAACUUUUGGCAACGAUCGAGCGACGUCGUCUUCAACCAGUGUUGCAGAGUAAAAAGGAUGGCAACUCCACAAAAUGGAGAAGAAGAAGAUCAGCAAGCCACACAUGCCCCAGCUGUUGGCUGGAGAGCAAUGUUGGAAGAACGGUACCAGAAAACCAAAGAGCAUGCAGAAACUUACCCUUACGUGUGGGCUUCAUAUAUUGUUGUAUAUGGCGGUUUUGGCCUAUGGCUUACCUACAGAUGGAGAAAGCUUCGCAAAACCGAGGACAGAGUACGAGUCCUUCAAGAGAGACUACGCAAGCUUGUUGAAGCUGAAGAGUCCACAAACUUUGCCACAUCAGUUAAAAAAGCUCCACCACCUGCCGAUAAACCUCCCAAAUAGUUAGGUUUGCUGCUAAUUCAAUUCAGCUUCUUUUACCCAUCAAUAUUGUGUCAAGUAUUACUUGAAAACAGAUUGCUUUUGCAUUGUCAAAUUGGAUGUGAGAAUUGAAGAAGCCAAAAAUCAUAUGAUAAUUUCAAGAACCUGUUAGGAAUCAAGUAGGAAAAUUUGCUCUUUGGUCAAGAUCUGAGAUUCAGAUAUGUUGAAAUCUGCAAAAUAUCAUAGUCAAUUUAUUAGAGGAUGACAAAUAGUGAUGAAUAAUUGUAUUCUAUACAUAUGCUAUCUCAACAUAGAAUUUUUGUUUAAGGGAUCACAUUUUUUGUAAGCUGAACCUCCACAUUUGUCAUACUUCUGUUGGGUUUAGUGAUCUUUUUAUUGUUGAUUGAUUUUCA
Molecule: messenger RNA, 1026 nt
Organism: Alnus glutinosa
Lineage: Eukaryota; Viridiplantae; Streptophyta; Magnoliopsida; Fagales; Betulaceae
Exons: 3
Coding region: 314-637 (107 amino acids)
Source: RefSeq, a predicted model, not a curated record